UUAUAGAAUUUGAAGAUGCCCUGGAGCAGGAGAAGAAGGAGCUGCAGAUCCAAGUUGAACACCUUGAGUUUCAGACCCGACAGUUGGAGCUGAAGACCAAAAACUAUGCAGACCAGACAGGAAGGAGCGUCCUAAUUCUCUGAACGUCUUCCCCCUUGCAGAUGGAAUGUGUGAUACCCAUACAAUUGUGACUACUCAUGGUGACUGCUAUGACUUUUGGGCCUUUACAAUGCAUUUUGGAGGUCUCUGCCCCACAUUUGAUGUUUAGGAGGUUGACAGGUAUGGCUUGUAGGUAAGUGGUGGUUGUGGAGAGCAUCCUUUUGGUAAGUGGUGGGUUAUAGAGAUGACUUCCUGAAUAAUGGAGGAUGGCUGGUGAGUUAAGGAGAUAUAUGGCACUAAUAGAGCUCUUAGUAGAGUAGAAUGAAUAUAUCAGCAACCUGUCUAUAAGAGUUCCUGGAAGAUUGGAGGAAUACGUCAACAGUAUCUAAAGGUUUGGGAGUGGACAUACACAAAAUGGACUGGGAGGCUAUGGAGGAUAUUCCAUAUGCAGAAAGUUAAGAAGCAUAACCAAGGGGAAGUUGAAGACCCUGGUAGUAAUUUCAAGAUAUGUUGUGGGUAAAAUGAGGACUGUAACAAUAAGCAGGAGUUUAUGAAGCACACUCUUUAGAGAGAUAGGAGAUAUGGGCAUUAUUCCAUAGGUGAUGGUAACAUAGUGUUUCCAAAUGUCCUGUAGCUCCUUUGAAGAAGUAAUAAAUCAUGGAUUGAUGUGGGUGUCCAUUUAGUGCUUUGAAAUCCUUAGAGAUUUUUGUUAUUGAGAAGGGUGAUAGGUUGUGUGUGUGUGUGUGUGUGUGUGUGUGUGUACACAUUACAUAAUGCUGCCAUACCUUGGUUUUGUUUUGUUUUGUUUUUUUAAUUUACUUUUCACAUUGAAUAAUACUAUGAAUUAGCCCCUUGGCUCUAUGGCCUUUAGAGUGCGGUAGUCAGUUGUCAUCAAAUAUAAGUCCUAGGUGCUGGAUUUCUUCUGGAAACCUUUGAUGUGAUACUUUGUCCUAGGAAAGUAUAUAUGGAAAAUAACCUUAAAUUCAUGUCCAUGUAAUAAUUUUGAUGCUCAUUUCAGCAGUUAGAUGUGCAAUGUCCAGCAUGAUGGUAUACGCAUAUAAAUGAAAGACAUAGGUGCAUUUGUUUUGGCUCACAAGAUAAAACAGCAAGCAAAGAAGUGAAUAAAAUUUGAUUGCAGCAUUAUGGUAAAAAUUCUCCAUAUCAAUAUCUGCUUCAGUUGGACCUUAGGAUUCCAGAUAGGAUUGCAAGAAAGGCAUCCACUUGGACAAGCUAUUUUAAACUAAAGCAGUAUGGAAUAAGGGGUCAGAUGGUUCUUAACAAAUGCAUGGCUGCAAAGGGUUGAGUUCCCAUUUUUUUCACAGUCUUCAUUCCCAUCCCAUUUUGACUUCUUUUGCUGUGUUAUAAAGAACACAAAUGUGCAAAUCACUGAAGUACACACAGCAUCACAGCUCCAAGAUUGUGAGGCCUAAGAUAGCCUCAAAAGAGUCAUUAGUAAACUGAGUGGAUGCAGAAACUGUCCAGCAGCUGCAAAUGAGAGAGGAAGUAACCAGAAACAGCUAUAUUUAGUAAGCUGGGGUAUAGACAUCAAUGACUUUUUCACUCAGUUGCAAAACACUGUAAUGUAUAAUUCUAGACAUUGAUUUUGUCACCCCCUUUCAGGCAAUGCCUAAGGUGGGCUGGGCAGUAAAUAGUUAUACACUUUGCCAAUGGAUUUCACUUCAGUUUGGGUAGAAGAUGAAUUGCUAAAUCUGAAGCAGUGUUUCCUUAAAGGGAAAGCAGGAAGAACAGCAUCAAAUCCUCGGGCAUUUUUAAAAGCUUCCUGUGUUUUUUAGGAUGUGGUACUAUGAGGAAUGACACUGCCAUGUAUAUACAUACCAGAGACUUGUUGGUGUACAUUUCAAGUUUGAUAUACCUCUCAUGAAUUUCUUUAUAACAUCUUUUGAUUUUUUUUUUUUUAACACCUGAGUCCCACCUUUGGCUGUAUUCUGUGUCACUUUGGGUUCAUGCCUGGCUAGCUUCUAGAUGAGAUGAUCCAGCCAUGUCAUUCUUCCCGUCCAGCAAAAUAAAACCAUUUCAGCUUGGUUUCCACUUUGCUUCUGCUACCUAGGCUCAAAAAUACUUCCCUGUGCUUUCAAAUGAAGUGGCAGCAUUAGAAAGAUAUUAAACAAAGCUCUGUGUGCCCUACAAUGGAUGCAUUGACCCACCAGUGACAGAGCCAGAGCUUUUAUGGGACCACUUCAUAUACUGCCUAAUGCAAUGUCCAGAAAUGACUGUCUUCUCCCUCUUGCACUGGGCAUCUGGAAACUGUUGGCCUGAUUUUUUUUUAGAAGUACCAAGCACUCAAAAAUCCCUCUGAAUCCAAUGAGUGCUGCAGGUGCUUUUCACCUUUGACAGUUGGGCCACAUUUGUUAAAAUAGGAGAUUGUGAGGAGAAUUCAUAUCUGAUUUGACAUCUGAAGACUUGGUAAGCCCCCUAAAUAUUGAAGGAAUAUGGGGAUUAGUAGUGAAGGAGUAAGUUUUUGACCAGGUAGGAUAACUGAGUUCAGCUCAAGACCUUGCUCUUCAGUUGUGGUGGCAGUGCCAAGCAUGCACAGUGAGCCCUGGGUGUUUAGUGCUUGGCACUCAUUUCCCAUAAUGCUACAAGGCAACCAUCAGGUCAGUAAAUGAGAAAUUAACUGACACACACAGCUGUGCUUUUCCCUUUCUGUGUUCUUCCCCAUCUGUAUUAUCACAGUGCCCACAAGAUGAAAUGUCUGAAUCUGGGCAGUCUUCUGCAGCAGCCACACCGAGCACCACUGGAACAAAGUCCAACACGCCAACUUCAUCUGUGCCCUCUGCUGCUGUCACACCCCUGAAUGAGAGCAUCCAGCCCAUCAGUGACUACAAUGGCACGGGCAAGAACAGUAAGAGAGCGCGGGAGAAACGGAAUAGCCGGAACAUGGAAGUCCAGGUCACCCAGGAGAUGAGAAAUGUCAGCAUAGGAAUGGGCAGCAGUGAUGAGUGGUCUGAUGUUCAGGACAUCAUAGACUCUACUCCAGAGCUGGAUAUGUGUCAGGAUCCCAGACUGGAGCGCACUGGAAACAGCCCAACACAGGGGAUUGUAAACAAAGCUUUUGGCAUCAACACAGACUCUCUGUAUCAUGAGCUUUCCACAGCAGGAUCUGAGGUCAUUGGGGAUGUGGAUGAAGGAGCAGACUUGCUAGGGGAGUUCUCAGGAAUGGGCAAAGAAGUGGGGAAUCUGCUGUUGGAAAACUCUCAGCUUCUGGAGACCAAAAAUGCUUUGAAUGUUGUGAAGAAUGACUUGAUCGCCAAGGUGGACCAGCUGUCUGGAGAGCAGGAAGUGCUGAAGGGGGAGCUUGAAGCAACAAAGCAAGCCAAAGCAAAGAUGGAGAACAGAGUCAAGGAACUAGAAGAGGAACUUAAGAGGGUGAAAUCUGAAGUUAUCGUUGCCCGACGAGAACCCAAAGAAGAGGUGGAGGAUGUAAGCAGCUAUCUCUGUACAGAAUUGCAGUGCUCCUCCCCCCUGCAGGACAACAUUCCUAUAGCCCAACGUCGCCGCUUCACCCGUGUGGAGAUGGCCCGUGUCCUGAUGGAACGCAACCAAUACAAAGAGAGGCUGAUGGAGUUACAGGAGGCUGUCAGGUGGACAGAAAUGAUCAGAGCUUCCCGGGAGCAUCCAUCUGUCCAGGAGAAGAAGAAAUCUACCAUUUGGCAAUUCUUCAGCCGCCUGUUCAGCUCUUCAUCCAGUCCCCCACCUGCGAAGAGGACUUACCCAUCAGUGAACAUCCAUUAUAAGUCUCCAACAGCAGCUGGGUUUAGUCAGCGUCGCAGCCACACCAUGUGCCAGAUCUCCUCUGGGAGCCGUACCCUUGAGUUCUUCCCUGAAGAAUUGAGAAGUAACACUGUUGCUUCUCUCCUCAGUGACUGUACAUCAUCCGCACGUCGCGAACAGAAACGCGAGCAGUACCGCCAGGUCCGGGAACAUGUGCGGAAUGAUGAUGGUCGCUUACAGGCAUGUGGGUGGAGCCUUCCUGCCAAGUACAAGCAGGUAGGCACAUUUGCAGAGGAGGAACAACAGGUGAUCACAAUGCCAAAUGAAACCAGUGAAGACCACACUUUCCCAUUGUUGAGUCCCAAUGGUGGCCAGGAAGACACCCGAAUGAAAAAUGUCCCAGUUCCUGUGUACUGUCGCCCACUGGUAGAAAAGGACCCCACCAUGAAGCUGUGGUGUGCAGCAGGAGUCAAUCUGACAGGGUGGAAGCCUUUUGAACAGGAGUCUGGGAAUGGACAGAAGCUGGAACCCGGACGUGAUCCCCUCACCUGUGAUCGGGAAGUGGAAGGAGAAAACAAGAGUAACCACACAUCUCCAGAAAAGAAAAAGGCUAAGGAGUUGCAUGAGAUGGAUGCCACAUCCAGCCGAGUAUGGAUUCUCACGAGUACCCUGUCUACAAGUAAAGUAGUGAUCAUUGAUGCCAAUCAGCCAGGCACAGUGGUGGACCAGUUUACUGUCUGCAAUGCCCAUGUACUCUGCAUUUCCAGCAUCCCUGCGGCCAGUGACAGUGACUACCCCCCAGGCGAGAUCUUUCUGGAGGGUGAUGUGAAUCCAGAAGAGUCAUCUGGAACAGAUGGCGUCCUUGCGGGAAUCACUCUGGUGGGUUGUGCAACCCGGUGCAACGUGCCACGCAGCAACUGUUCUUCCCGGGGUGACACACCUGUGCUGGAUAAGGGACAAAGUGAGGUGGCUGCAGUCAGCAAUGGGAAAAUCAAUCAGUCCCAGUCCACAGAAGAGGCAACAGAAGCUACAGAAGUACCAGAGAAUGGUGCAAGUGAAACAGAAUCAGCCCAAGUCCGGCCUGGUCCACUUACAGAACAUGUUUUUACAGAUCCAGCUCCAACUCAGGCACCUGGGAGGCAGAACAGUGAGAACGGGCACCAGAAGUCAGAGUCCAGCACAACGCUACCAGAGCAGGAAGCAAACGGUGAUGCUUCUGGAACCUGUACCAGUGCUGCACCCACCAUGUGGCUUGGAGCACAGAAUGGCUGGCUAUAUGUGCACUCAGCAGUCUCCAACUGGAAGAAGUGCCUGCACUCAAUAAAGCUGAAGGACUCUGUGCUGAGCCUGGUGCAUGUGAAAGGACGGGUUCUCGUUGCUCUGGCUGAUGGAACACUAGCCAUAUUCCACCGAGGAGAAGAUGGUCAAUGGGAUCUCAGCAACUAUCACCUGAUGGACCUGGGUCAUACGCACCAUUCUAUCCGCUGUAUGGCUGUUGUGUACGAUAGAGUCUGGUGCGGCUAUAAGAACAAAGUCCAUGUCAUCCAGCCCAAGACGAUGCAGAUUGAGAAGUCCUUUGAUGCCCACCCACGCCGGGAGAGCCAAGUCCGGCAACUGGCAUGGAUUGGAGAUGGGGUGUGGGUUUCCAUCCGCCUAGACUCCACACUGAGACUGUACCAUGCCCAUACCCAUCAACACCUUCAGGAUGUGGACAUUGAACCUUACGUCAGCAAGAUGCUAGGCACUGGAAAGCUGGGCUUCUCGUUUGUGCGGAUCACAGCCCUGCUCAUUGCUGGCAACCGCCUCUGGGUAGGGACAGGGAACGGUGUCGUCAUUUCUAUCCCCUUGACUGAGACUGUAGUCCUCCACCGAGGCCAACUCCUUGGGCUCCGGGCCAAUAAGACGUCCCCAACAUCAGGAGAGGGGAAUCGCUCUGGUGGAGUCAUUCAUGUGUAUGGGGAUGACAGCAGCGACAAAUCUGCCAGCAGCUUCAUCCCCUACUGUUCCAUGGCUCAGGCGCAGCUCUGCUUCCACGGCCACCGGGAUGCUGUCAAGUUCUUUGUCUCUGUGCCUGGCAAUGUUCUUGCAACCCUGAAUGGAAGUGUGUUGGACAGCCCCUCUGAGAACCCCAGUACAACAGCCACCGAGACUGAGGGGCAGAAGCUGAAGAAUGUCUUGGUGCUGAGUGGAGGAGAGGGGUACAUCGAUUUCCGGAUUGGGGAUGGAGAAGAUGAUGAAACAGAGGACAACACUGGAGAUGCCACCCAAGUGAAGCCAAUGCUUUCCAAGGCUGAGAGAAGCCACAUUAUCGUGUGGCAAGUCUCCUACAUCCCUGAGUGAGAGUCUCUCCUUUCCUGCCAAUGUAACUCUCCCUCCUCCCGCUGAAUGCCAAGAUGUACAUACAGAACUCCUGCAUUAUAUCUACUGCUGGAAUCGGAACCCCAGACACCUGCAGCAGCUCCUGCAUCGGACUGCAACCCAUUCUAACCUCUGAACGUGCAGCUUUCAUCUUGGGCCCAUAUGCUCUUUGAGUGCUCAGGUAGUUGUUCUCCUUCCAAUGCUGGUGUCUCCAAGGGAAAAAAUGGAAGAAAAUCUUCAGAGUGAAGCUGGCAGUCAAAACCUGUGCAAGCACCUCUGAUUUGGAAGGGCUGGCCCAUGUUACCAGGAAGGCUGCUUCACUCCCACCUGCAUGAGAAGCAGUGCAUCUCUCCAAUGUGCCCCACUGAAGUGAAGCUGAUGAAUUGCCGCUUGCCAACAGCUCCAAAGAAAUCUUUUCCUGUUCACCACAUAGAAUUCCUAUCCCCUCCCCUCUGUGUAGAUUGUACCCAGGCACAGAAUAUUACCCCAGAUCUAAGGGUAGCCCAUGUGCAGAGAUGGGACCACAAAAAGUUUCUAUUGUUUGGUGAUAGGGCAACAGUCCUAUGAAGAAGGGGUACAGUGAAGAAUACUUUCUGCACAUGGAAAGAUGGAGUCUCCCUCCUUCCUCUACUGCUAUUGUUUGGUCACUAGGUAACAUGGAGUCUGUGCUGGGCAAUGUGAGACUGGGAAGGACUGUUUGCUUGGUAGGGAGAUAGAAGGAAGGUGUCUGAUAUCAAAGGCCUCUAGCAUUCUGGAAUGCUGUAGCAGUGAAUACGUGCUGAAAUCUCAUUGGUUAGCUGAAGGAAAAGCCUGAAAUACUUUUUCCAUAUAUAAGUUUUGGAAGGGAAAGUUUAAAGACAUUUAGGUUUCCUUAUUUUUACAAGCCCCAAACAUGCAGAGAGACAAGCUGAUGUUGUUCAAUGGGUGUUAAUUUGUAAAGUGUAGGUGAAGGCAAGUUAAGCAGUCCUCUGUGUUGCUGUGCUAUGAUGUGUGUUAACACAGUGAGGUUUUAUUGAAUGACUUGUGAAGACAACAUCCCGUUUUGGGCAUUGCUGACUUUCUGCAGGGAGAAAUAAGUGUAUCCCUCACCGUGACUGGGAGGAAAGGAUGUUACAGAUGGGGAACCAUGUUUUACCCAAAGUCACUCAGGCAGCCUGUGACAGCAGGGAACGAAUGCAGCUGUUCUGACUCCCCUUGCUGGUGCCCCAAGCAAUGGACUGUUUGCAGUUCUGGGUGUGCAGAAAAGAUCAAAUUGUUUCACUACUGGAAUGCAUGAUGGUCCCCAGGAGAGGCUUUCACUGUCCUUCCAUGGAAUUGCAAACACUGGUUUGCCCUGCAUAUAGGAGGAGGAUGCAGUGUUCACUCCAGAAUGAAGAGGUGAGGAGUGACUUCCUUGUGCUUUGUCCAUCAUGUACCUAACUUCCUGCCUAAGAAGAAGCAAGAAAUAACCUGUCCAGGCAGGCUGUUUGAAAUUUGCCAUACAGGAGCACAGCAUUUGUGCUUGGAAGGUGUUGGUGUCCCUUUCUAACAUGCCCCAUUGCUUCUUUGUUUGCCUGUUAGGUGAGGCUAAAUUGAAGCUUUCAAGGAAGUUUCCCUCAUUUCCUACAACAUGGCCCAUAUUGUAUAGAUACAUCCUAGGGAAAUUUUUGCCUUUCUCUGAUGCAUCUAGCUGCAUGCCCAGUUGGAGAGAAGAUACUGGAGUGGAUGGACCAAUUGUCUUGUAUGCUAUAGUAACUUCUGUGUUGCUGGAACAUGGUACACAUGGAGCUGUAGCUGGAUGCAUCCUUUGUUUAGCAGCAAUACCUUCGCCCAGAGCUUUGCAAACAAGGAUAGUACAGAGAAGGCUGGGAGAGAGAGUGCACAUCAGACCAUUUGAAGCAGCAGUGACAUACCGGAGAACAGGGGCUUCAGCAUCCUACUUAGCAGUGAGAGAAAUUUGGUGGUGCCACAAAUUGCCUGUGAGCAGUGUUGGAUUACUGAGGGAGCAUACUAUGCUGCAGAUUGAGGUAGGGAUGAGUUCUGAAUCAUGUCUUGCAGUCAUGUACCAGCUUUGCUGUUUGUUUCUACAGCAUCCUUUUAGUAGGUGUGGGCAGCAGAACACCUCCAUGGGAAGGGGUCCCCAGUGCGACACAUGUGACUGAGAGGCUUUUCUGAAUGAGCCAGGCUUCUGUUAUGCCAUGGCCAUGUUCCAGAAAUGCUGUCUGACAGGAGAAGUCACUGUGAGUAGCAACAGAGUAUGAGGUAGGGAGGGAGGAAGGAAAAAAAAUAGCAAGUUCCAUACAACAUGUACUACCACCAGUUAAUUUGGGCUGACAGCAUAAAAUGGAAUUGACAUCAGUUGCUUAUUUAAAUUGAAUGCUCCAUAUGAAAACUAUGAAACAUUCUGUAUCUGUUUUUAUCAGUGACAGUACUUGCUCCUCUAUCUCCUACUGAUUGCUCCAAGGCAAAUGGAGAGAAGAGGUCUCAAAUCAUCUCAGCAGGUUCAGUUCCCUUGCAGCUUGAAGCAUGUUUUCCUUGAAGAGAAGCACACAUUUAAAAGGGGGGGCAGCUAUGGCCACUGCUGCUGUGUUCCUGUCAUCCUUCGGUGGCUACUGGGCAGCAAGGUGAGAGCUGAUUGGCUUACACUUCCCCAUCAUAUCUCCACUGUGAUGUAUGUAAAGUACCUUGUAUGUUAUAAAAGGAUUUAAAAAAAAAAAAGUGUCUUAAGGCCUGUAAACUCCGCUGUUCGGUCUGAAGAUGGCAUUCUGUAAAGAGACUGCUGUAUGAAUACUUUCCCAUGCUUUGUCCCCUAUGCUAUCAAACAAAUGAACCAUAUCUGUUCUGUAUGUAAUAAAUGUGUUAACAUCAGCAAGUGCAAAUGUCUAUUUGUUGGCUUGCAUUUGCAGACAUUUCUAAUAAACUUUCAUAAUGGAUGGGCUACUCUGAGGGCCAUUAGGGCAGUCACCUCAGAUUCUCACCUGUUAACAUUUUUAAAACAAGCCUGCUCAUUUUAUUCACCUUUAACUUCAAAUGUCAGUUCAUUGUGUUACUGGCUUUAAAAAUGUUAACACAGCCAAAGAACAUGUAGAACCAAGGCAGCCAAGGGGCAAUAGGAUAGGAACUAAAUGAAAGUCCCAUAAACAGGGCCAAAAUUCAAGCUGACAAUUAUCCGAUCGUUAAAAUGGAUCCCCUAAAUACAUCAUUUUGUAUUUAGCCCCAUGAGUGUUUCUAAUGUAUUUACAAACUGUGGCUGCAUUUUUAUGAUCACUUAGCAUCAUACAAUU
Messenger RNA from Alligator sinensis (Chinese alligator), 9452 nucleotides. It is a transcript of the gene MAPK8IP3, whose product is annotated as mitogen-activated protein kinase 8 interacting protein 3. Gene Ontology annotation, molecular function: signaling receptor complex adaptor activity; MAP kinase scaffold activity; kinesin binding. Gene Ontology annotation, cellular component: cytoplasm. Gene Ontology annotation, biological process: vesicle-mediated transport. Bases 2809 to 6171 code for a protein of 1120 amino acids. The transcript is spliced from 28 exons. NCBI's taxonomy places the organism in Eukaryota, Metazoa, Chordata, Crocodylia, Alligatoridae. The record is from RefSeq and is a predicted model, not a curated record.